UUGUCGGAGCGGGAGGGGGAAAGUCGGAGGAACUACUUUCCGGGCGUGCGCAGUCCAUCCGGCGACGGCGAUUCUAUCCUAGCAGUGGGGCCUGCGGCUGCUGAGAUGGGCGCCGCUACCGCCGAAGCGGAUCGGACUCUCUUUGUGGGCAACCUCGACAUUAAAGUGACGGAGGAGCUGCUCUUCGAGCUUUUCCACCAGGCAGGUCCUGUAAUAAAAGUUAAAAUUCCAAAGGAUAAAGAUGGUAAACCAAAGCAGUUUGCAUUUGUGAAUUUCAAACAUGAAGAAUCUGUUCCUUAUGGAAUGAAUCUACUUAAUGGAAUAAAACUUUUUGGAAGGCCCAUCAAAAUUCAGUUCAGAUCAGGAAGUAGUCAUGCUUCUCAGGAGGUUAGUUCAUCAUAUUCCCAGCAUAAUCUUGGGAAUGCAAGUCCAUCUAGCAUACCACAGUCCACUUCAGCUUCUAGCAGAUACGAAAGGAAUAUGGAUAACUUGACAUCUGGAUAUAAUUCUGCACAAAUGCUACAGAGGUCUUUCUCAUCUCCAGAUAACCUUCAAAGACAGGCUGUGAUGAACAACGUUCUGUGGCAGCAGCAGGGAUCAUUCAGUGGGAAGUUUGUACCUCAGCACUUGGAUCAGCCUGGUUUUACACCCUCAGGGCAGCAGCAUGGUCAUUCAUUUAACCUUUCUCCAAGCUCCCAGUGGUGCCAGGAUACACCAAUGUCACAGAGAAAAACCAGACAGAACUCCCAUCCCUAUCAGUCAGAUAGGCUCUAUAGCCGUGAGCAGCGUUAUGGGGAUCAUGGAUCUGACCAUCAUUAUAGAGCAAACAGAGAUGAUUCCUACUAUGAAGAUAGGAUCCAUGAUGGUUGGAGCCAUGACUAUGAUAGCAGAAGAGAAAACAGUAGGGAUGGAAAAUGGCGCCCAUCUCGGCACUAAUGAGUAUUAAGAUGAACUUUUUAAAAAAGGGUCAGAUUAGACCCUAUUAGCUGUGUUGACGUGGAAAUGACUUCUUUGCAAAACUGUAGAAAACAGCCCUGAAAGUUGUUACAUUUCCUUUUUAAAAUUUUUUAACUUACCUGCAGUAUAAUACAGGAGAGAAAAAAUAGUGGUUCCAGUUUUAUUAUAUUAAAAGCCUUUCACCUCAGGGUUUUAUGAAGAGGAAAGGUUUUUUGGUUGGGUUUUUUUUUUUUUGGUAUUUUUUGCAGAAAACAAAGUGCCACAACUCCUAAUCAUUGUAGUAAGUUUAGGAAAAGGGGUGGAUUGUAAAGUUUGGUUGUAUUAUAAAGAAAAUAUUUUAAUUAUUUGUAACUUUUUGUAGUGUAACACAGUUGUCUUGGUAGUAAAUCCUAUUUUGGUGUGUGUGUGGUAGAAUAUACAUCAAAGUUGAUAGUCCAAAAUGGCUAUCUGUAUUUUGUUAUUAAACUGGAAAAUAUUACUUUUCAAUGAUCCAUUUUACUGAAAAUAGUAUUCAAGCAAAUAUCCUUGUAAAAUUUAGGGAUAAAUCAUAUUGGUUUAACUUUUGAUAGAACUUAAAUGAGUUCUGUAAAGUUUCUUUGAGUUUACCUGCAUUGAAUUAACACUAUAUUCAUACAUCAGUAGAUUUAUUUUAAAAAUUAAGAAUUUUCAUGAAAUCAUGUUUGAUAUGGCUAAAAAAUUACUCAGGAAGUAUUACUCUCCAAGGGUAUUUCAUUUUGUUUUGUUUUUUAACAUUUAAAAGACCCUAAUGAUACUCAUGUAUGUCCUCCUUUUUUUCCCCAGAAAGUUUUAUCAGUGCAUGAGACAAAGUGGUUACACAUUUUAUUGAAAUACAGUUUUCAUAUGAGGUAAGGGUCUCUCAGCCCUGUCUUCACUGCCUGAGUCACUUUGCUACUUUUUCAUUUUAAAUAUUUUUAAGUGCUCAGUGGAUAUGUAGAGGUUUUUUUGUUUUUGUUAUGGGAACUGUACUUUGCUUGUCUAUUUGAUAAGCACUUGAGCGUAGUCUUAAAAUUCAUCAUAUUUUAAGAUCUUGUUCAAUGAAUAGUUUUUAGGUGUCAGAAUUAUACUGUUGUUUCUAUUUACAUAUAAAAAAUAAACUUUUUGUAAAAUCA
Molecule: messenger RNA, 2087 nt
Organism: Trichosurus vulpecula (common brushtail)
Lineage: Eukaryota; Metazoa; Chordata; Mammalia; Diprotodontia; Phalangeridae
Gene: RBM7
Product: RNA binding motif protein 7
Exons: 5
Coding region: 106-936 (276 amino acids)
Biological process (GO): regulation of alternative mRNA splicing, via spliceosome
Cellular component (GO): nucleus
Molecular function (GO): single-stranded RNA binding
Source: RefSeq, a predicted model, not a curated record